AUGCACCGGUUAUUCCACUCGUAUACGUCGGCUAGGAGGGAGUAUCGGAGUGAAGAAGUCGAGAAAUCCGGCAAGAAGAAGAAGGGCAAGAAGGAGAACAAUGGCUCCGGGCAGUAUUUGCAUACCUACGAAGCGGUGCACGGGAAUGCGACUGGGAAGACGGCCAGAGAGGCACUGUUGGAAUGGGCCCAAGAGGCAACGGAUGGCUACCCACAAGUCCGGGUUUCCAAUUUCGGAUCUUCGUGGAGAGACGGCCUCGCGUUCAACGCUAUUUUACAUCGAUACCGGCCACAUCUGGUCCAGUGGAGCCACGUCAUCUCCUCCGGCCGCUCAAACUUGGAACGACUCGAGCAUGCCUUCGCUCUGGCCGAGCGCGAGUUUGGAGUCACACGGCUUAUGGACCCUGAGGACUUCGAGUCAACGAACGUCGACGAAAAGUCGGUAAUCACCUACGUGUCGUCGCUGCACAACGCCCUCCCCCCGCUCCCCGAGCUGUCAAAGUUCUGGCACGAGUGCCUGCUGGCCUCCGUUCGUCUACAGCGCAUCGAGUCGGAGUACAUCCACGAGGCCCAGUCAUGGCUCACCUGGGUACACGAUACAACUGAAGCAGCCGACUGCCGCCUUUUUGUCGGAACUCCAGAAGGGCUAUGGGCUGAGGUUGAACAACUACGAGCCGUUCAUCUACCCCAAAAAGCCGACGAGCUCGAGAAACUGGAGCACAUCUACGCCGGACUCCUCGAGCAGAUCGGAGCCGACAAAAUCGAGAUUGAGCACGAGCUCCAGGGUCCUGCUCUCAGGGCCCAGUGGCUGGCGCUCAACGCUGCGAUUGACCGCCGACAAGCCCUGCUGGAUGAACGGGCCCAUGCACAGACGAACACCUCCGAUCUGCUGAGUCGGCUGAAGCGGGGCUGUGAAAUUGUCGGGGAAAAGUUGGAUAUUGUACUCGUCGACAUCGAGUCACUUGAGAAAGUGUUGGAAAGGUUGCCACCGAGUGAAUUGGAGCGUAAGCUCCUCGACGUGCUCACGCAGCUCUCCGACCCGAUUGAACUGCUCGACAAAGAUGUGGAUGAGCUAGACGCGUUGCGACAUCCUGAUGCGGUGUUUUAUCGCAAGAAAGUCGUCGCCCUCGAACAACGACGCCAACAAUACAUCGAACGCCUCAAGUUCCGCAUCGCCGACAGACUUGCCGCCCGCACAGAAACCAUCCGCCUGGAGCAGAGCAGACGCACAGAAGCCGCCCGGGCUUCAUCUUUCUCGCGAGUUGAAGAGGCGAUCAGAUGGGUCCGAGAGUAUUCGGAUCGCAUCCAUCGCAUCCACUUUGUCGACGGGCUUGAACUGCUAGAAGAAGCGUUUGAUCAGCACAAGAUUGACAAUAGGGAUAUUCAAGACUAUCGGCAGUCGGUGGAUCAGUGUAUUGCAAGACAGAACGACGUCUCCGCCGAGGACACCCACACCUACUACAACCUCCUCCGAUCCCUCGAGAGCGAGUACCAACAGCUUCGCGACUAUUCUGCAGGCAGAAUGCUUGAUCUCGACUCCCUGAUCGCCUUCGUCCGCGCCGCCCAGAUCGAGCUUUGCUGGCUAUCCGAACGCGAGGAGAUUGAGGUCACCCGUGAUUGGGGAGACGUCGAUCGGCUUGACCUUCCCGUGCUCCAGAAUCACAGCAAGAAGCUCAGGCAUGAGAUGGAGCUCAGGGAGAAGCAGUUCACGGAGGUGCACAAUAGGGGAGCCGCGCUGGUCAAUCAGGGACAUCCGGCGGUUGAAGUUAUUGAGGGUUACCUACGGACGAUGACGACGCAAUGGGAUUGGCUUCGCGGGUUGACGCAUGCGCUAGACGUUCAUCUGAAGGAUGCGUUGGAUUAUAAGACGCUAUUAUCGCCA
Molecule: messenger RNA, 1881 nt
Organism: Mesorhabditis spiculigera
Lineage: Eukaryota; Metazoa; Nematoda; Chromadorea; Rhabditida; Rhabditidae
Source: the annotation of a GenBank genome assembly